This is a messenger RNA of Lolium rigidum, 1341 nucleotides long. Its product is annotated as 14-3-3-like protein GF14-E. The record is from RefSeq and is a predicted model, not a curated record. Lineage: Eukaryota; Viridiplantae; Streptophyta; Magnoliopsida; Poales; Poaceae. The transcript has 6 exons. Gene Ontology annotation, biological process: signal transduction. The coding region runs from base 163 to 942 and encodes 259 amino acids. Gene Ontology annotation, cellular component: cytoplasm.
UGUAUAGGGAUGAGUGGUGGUUUAGUUGAGUCACAUGGACAAAUUGGUGCCAUAGCACAAGGAAUCCCUCUUAUUGGGGAAAUGUCCUGGAUUAAGCUUGGGGCAAUGUGAGGAAUGAAUUGAGAUUUGACCAUCGGCGACUAGAAUCCACAGAAACUCAAGAUGGCUGAGCUUUCUCGUGAGGAGAAUGUGUACAUGGCUAAGCUUGCAGAGCAGGCUGAGAGAUAUGAGGAGAUGGUUGAGUUCAUGGAGAAGGUGGCAAAGACAGUUGACUCUGAGGAGCUCACUGUUGAGGAGCGCAACCUUCUAUCAGUUGCUUACAAGAAUGUUAUUGGUGCCCGCCGUGCCUCAUGGCGCAUCAUUUCCUCCAUCGAGCAGAAGGAAGAGAGUCGUGGCAAUGAGGACCGUGUCACACUCAUCAAGGACUACCGCGGAAAGAUCGAGACUGAGCUCACUAAGAUCUGUGAUGGUAUCCUCAAGCUUCUGGAUUCCCACCUUGUCCCCUCAUCAACCGCUCCAGAGUCUAAGGUCUUCUACCUCAAGAUGAAGGGUGAUUACUACAGGUACCUUGCGGAAUUCAAGAGUGGAUCUGAGAGGAAGGAUGCUGCUGAGAACACCAUGGUUGCAUACAAAGCUGCCCAGGAUAUUGCACUGGCAGAGUUGCCCCCAACUCAUCCUAUCAGGCUUGGUCUGGCACUCAACUUCUCAGUGUUUUAUUAUGAGAUCCUCAACUCUCCUGACCGUGCUUGCAACCUCGCCAAGCAGGCCUUUGAUGAGGCCAUCUCAGAGCUGGACACUCUGAGCGAGGAAUCCUACAAGGACAGCACCUUGAUCAUGCAACUGCUGCGCGAUAACCUGACGCUGUGGACUUCUGACAUCUCGGAGGACGCUGCUGAAGAAAUCAAGGAUGCUCCUAAGGGUGAAUCUGGCGAUGGACAGUAAACGUGGUCUAUGUGCCCGGAGACUUGAACUAUUGUGUUCUUCUGUCUUCGAGUGACACUUCAAUGUGCUCUGGAUUGUCUUUUCUUCAGUAUAGAUUGUAGUGUUCUUGUGGUUUGGUCGUUUGGAGGCUCCUUAUGUUGUGAUAGGGAAGGUUGCAGAGCCUAGCUGCUUGGCGGGUUGGUUAUCAGGCUAUGAUUGUUGGGGAGCCUCUUGUUGAACCUUGCGUUACUUUGUUUUUAGAAUUUUCUGUUGCUCUUGUUUGUCAGCCGUUGUCUUCUAUUCCUCUACCUCUUUUCGAGUGGGUCAUGGGUGUCUUCUAGGUUAUGUUUUGUUGGUGUCUAAAACCAACAUUUACCAGUUUCUUGCUGAUAGCCAAAUUUAUGGUCUUUGUUUGGAUGA